ACACACACACACACACACACACAAAAAAAAAAAAUGGGUCCUAGGGUUAGACAGACUCAUAUUGGACACAACGCACUAAACCCUGCCAUUCAGACCUGGGGGAGCCAGAGGUGUGUGUAGAGUACAGGUGUGUGUAACGUUCAGUACACCAGUCUGACAGAGAGGUACAUCCACCAGUGAGUGGAUCAGGACUAAGGAUCGUAGAGAGAGAGAUACCUGGACCUAGACGAUCAUCAUCAUGGCCAUAACCAGCAUUAUCCGCUCCUGGAUCUCUGGGCUAAUAAUCUGCCUGUUUAUCGCUGCUGUUUCUGCUAGCAGUACCCCAAAGGCAUCUAUAGAAACCUCUGAAACUACAGAACAACUUUCAACUACAAAAAUCCCUGCAACUGCUACAGUCAAUACAGGUACCACUGAUGCUGGACUUACAGCCGAAACAGGUACGACUGAUGCUGGACCUACAGUCGAAACAGGUACCACUGACACCGGCUCUACAGCCGAAACGGGUACCACUGACGCCAAACCUACAGCCGAAACUGAUGCCGGACUUACAGCCGAAACAGUUACCACUGAAGCCGGACCUACAGCCGAAACAGGUACCACUGAUUCCGGACCUACAGCCGAAACAGGUACCACUGACACUGGACCUACAGCCGAAACAGGUACCACUGACACUGGACCUACAGCCGAAACGGGUACCACUGACGCUGGACCUACAGCCGAAACAGGAACCACUGAUGCCGAACUUACAGCCGAAACAGGUACCACUGAUGCCGGACCUACAGCCGAAACAGGUACCACUGAUGGCGGACCUACAGCCGAAACUGGUACCACCACUGAUGCCGGACCAACCACCGAAACAGGUACAACUGAUGCCGGACUAAAACCCGAAACGGGCACCACUGAUGCCGGACCUACAGCCGAAACAGGCACCACUGAUUCCGGACCUACAGCUGAAACAGGUACCACUGACACUGGACCUACAGCCGAAAUGGGUACCACUGACGCUGGACCUACAGCCGAAACAGGUACCACUGAUGCCGGACUAACACCCGAAACAGGUACCACUGAUGGUGGACCUACAGCCGAAACAGGUACCACUGAUGCCGGACCUACAGCCGAAACAGGUACCACUGAUGGCGGACCUACAGCUGAAACUGGUACCACCACUGAUGCCGGACUAACCGCCGAAACAGGUACAACUGAUGCCGGACUAAAACCCGAAACGGGCACCACUGAUGCCGGACCUACAGCCGAAACAGGCACCACUGAUUCCGGACCUACAGCUGAAACAGGUACCACUGACACUGGACCUACAGCCGAAAUGGGUACCACUGACGCUGGACCUACAGCCGAAACAGGUACCACUGAUGCCGGACUAACACCCGAAACAGGUACCACUGAUGGUGGACCUACAGCCGAAAUAGGUACCACUGAUGCCGGACCUACAGCCGAAACAGGUACCACUGAUGCCGGACCUGCACCCGAAACAGGCACCACUGAUGCCGGACCAACAGCCGAAACAGGUACCACUGAUGCCAGACCUACAGCCGAAACAGGUACCACUGAUGCCGGACUAACACCCGAAACAGGUACCACUGAUGGUGGACCUACAGCCGAAAUAGGUACCACUGAUGCCGGACCUACAGCCGAAACAGGUACCACUGAUGCCGGACCUGCACCCGAAACAGGCACCACUGAUGCCGGACCAACAGCCGAAACAGGUACCACUGAUGCCAGACCUACAGCCGAAACAGGUACCACUGAUGCCGGACCUACAGCCGAAACGGGUACCACUGAUGCCGGACUUACACCCGAAACAGGCACCACUGAAGCCGGACCUACAGCCGAAACAGGUACCACUGAUGGCGGACCUGCACCCGAAACAGGUACCACUGAAGCUGGACCUACAGCCGAAACGGGUACCACUGAUGCCGGACCUACCGCCGAAACAGGUACCACUGAUGCCGGACCUACAGCUGAAACAGGUACCACUGAUUCUGGACCUACAGCCGAAACAGGUACCACUGAUUCCGGACCUACAGCCGAAACAGGUACCACUGACGCUGGACCUACAGCCGGACCAGGCACUACUGAUCCUGGAACUACAGCCAAACCAGUUAUUACUGAUGCUGGAACUACAGCCAAACCAGGUAUUACUGAUGCUGGAACUACAGCCAAACCAGGUAUUACUGAUGCUGGAUCUACAGCCAAACCAGGUAUUACUGAUGCUGGAACUACAGCUAAACCAGAUACUACUGAUGCUGGAACUACAGCCAAACCAGAUACUACUGAUGCUGGAACUACAGCCAAACCAGAUACUACUGAUGCUGGAACUACAGCCAAACCAGGUACUACUGAUGCUGGAACUACAGCCAAACCAGGUAUUACUGAUGCUGGAACUACAGCCAAACCAUCUGUGCCAAGUACAACUUCUCCUUCUACUAUUGCCACCACCACUAUGCCACCAAUUCAGUGUGAGAACGGAGGUACACCUGAAGGACAGUCUUGCAUCUGUCCUCCUGACUUCCACGGGGAGACCUGCAGAGGUUUUAAAACUGACAUAGUGCCAGGUACGCUCAAUAGGACAACGGUGGUUAAUAAUAUGGAAACUAAUGUCCCGUACAUAGAAGCAUAUCUUGACAAAACUUCAACUGAAUACACAGACAUGGUCAAGCAUUUCACAACAGAGAUGGAGGAAUACUACAGGAGUAAAGGGAUAUGGAAUUUCACAGUGGAAAAUGUAACUUUGAGUAAGGGGUCAGCUAUACCCAUACGCUUGGGACGUGGUAUAGAGGAGAAAAGGAUGGAAAACCCCUUGUACAACACCAAGGCAGGAUCAUAUCGUUUGAAGGUCAAACACAAUAUCAUUCUGACGGUUCUGAAUGAACCAGGAGCUGAGCAACAGUACAAGGACUUCGUAAAAAAUGUUGAUAUUGCUUUGGAAAAAAUAUCAAUUUGUUCAGCUCUUACCUCAGGAUGUCCUACGUUUUCUGUUGAGUCAGUGGAUAAACUACAAGAAACGCCACUUGAUGAGAAAGCUGUAUGUCAGAAAACAAUCAACCUUGAUUUUGCUAAAUACUUUGAGCCUUACAAUAAAGAUGGGAAGAUUGUCUGUUUGACGGCAUGUGACCCCAGACAUAAUAACUUUAAAAACUGCAACAGCGGUAUCUGUGAAGUAACCAGAGCCGGACUGUCAUGCAACUGUAAAAACACAAACUCAAUCUGGUACCUGGCUGACUGUAACCACCCGAUCCACAAGGCUGGGUUAUACGCCGGAAUCAGUAUAACUGCCGGGGUUGUCCUGGUGAUAUUUGGUGUCCUGAUAGUGUUCCUGGUGUUGAACAAGAAAAAGGAAAAGAGGAAUAAAGACACUAAGCAGGAGAUGGUAAACCAGUGGCUUGAGGAUGACUUUGAAUGGCCCACACCCAACACCAGGUCCACCACAACACCUCACCCAGUGACGUACGAUAACCCAGCAUACACCAACGGGGUGUCAAAUAUCUACCAACACUCAAGCGGUCCUCUUCCAACCUACAACCCCAACCCACAGUUGAACAAAAGAUACCCUCCACCAUACUACCCCUCAGAGCCCCACAACCAAAUGCACAACUUCCCAAGCAACCAGCCUGUAAGGAUCAACAGACCGCAGAUCAGAACAUCUUAUGACUUGUAGCAUCCUCUUACUCGCAAGAAAAAGUGCCUACAGAUGCAGGAUCUUAAUUUGAGUCAGUACAUUCCUAAAGAAAAUAUUGUACUUUUUACUCCAUACAUUUUCACUGACAACCAAAAGUACUCAUUACAUUUUGAAUGCUUAGCAGGACAGGAAAAUAGUCAAAUUCAAGCACUUAUCAGGAGAACACGUGGUCAUCCCUACUGCCUCUGGCCUGGCGGACUCACUAAGCACAAAUGCAUCUUUUGUAAAUAAUCUCUGAGUGUUGGAGCGUGCCCUUGGCUAUCCCUUAAUUCUGAAAAAAAUUAAAUGCUCUGCUUUGCUUAAUAUAAGGAAUUUUAAGUGAUUUAUACUUUUAGUAAUAACAUUUACUUUUGAUACUUAAGUAUAUUUAAAACCAAAUACUUUUAGACUUUUACUCAAGUAGUAUUUUGAUGACAAUUGGGUACUUUUUCCACCACUGUGUGAUAAAUACACAUAGGAUUGCUUGCUUGUCUAUGGCGGCCGAAUGAGCCACAGCUCUCUGUUGUUCAUUAAUCCUCUUGAGUCAAUUUCGUGAAUCGAAUUAGCAUAAUACAAAAUCCCCAUACAAAUCUGUCUGUUUAAGCUUGAGAUAUCUGUUUCUAUGCAUGGGCUGCGUCUCAAUCCAUUGCAUCCGCCGAUAUCGGCCUUCCGGAUGGGCUGCGUCUCAAUCCAUUGCAUCCACGGAUAUUGGCCUUCCGGAUGGGCUGUGUCUCAAUCCAUUGCAUCCGCCGAUAUCGGCCUUCAGGAUGGGCUGUGUCUCAAUCCAUUGCAUCCGCCGAUAUCGGCCUUCAGGAUCUGCUGUGAAAGGUGGCAGAACUACAGUUGUGUUUGUCAGAUCAUGAGACCUCCCGAAAAUCGGGACACUUCAGAACAAACUUCCUAUAAAAAAAGAUUGGGGUGCUAUCUGUUUUUCCAUGUGUGAAUCUAUUAUUCAAUGCAUUUCUUUGAGCUAAUCGCAGUAAUGCCAAAUUCAAUGUUUCAUCAAAUCAUUUUGGGACUCUGGAGGUUUAAAGCUGCUAAGUAUUCUGUUCUGAAAUGACAGGGUGAUCAAAUUAAGAUCCUACAUCUGUAUGAACAAAUUGAAUGUGAAUGUGGUAAAUACACAUAGGAUUGCUUGCUUGUUUAUGGCGGCUGAAUGAGCCAAGCUCUCUGUUGUUCAGUAAAGCUGCUAGAUACUCUGCUCUGAGACAGUGUCUCUGCCUAUGUUGUCCAAGUAUGUAUAGCAUAUGGUCUUCUAGGAGGGCUUUGUCCAUGAGAGGAGAGCCACAGUAUGAGACCACUGGUGGCCAGCUCAGGAUGCCUGAAACAUAUAGGAUUAAAACAGCUAUGGUAUUAAUACUCAUAAUAGAUCAUUUAUUCACUUUGACAGUGGAUCAAAUUUUAUUUUAGUGCACUUUAAGAUUGAAUUCAUCAAUGUGUAUUUGAUUGUUCUAUGUCUAGCAAUAGUUAUGGAGGCUUAUACGUAAUAUAGGUUUUAUUUAUUUUUCUUUGUUUACUUGUUAUUGUAUAUUAGCUCUGUAUUACACUGUAAGCGGUCUGCCAAACAAUUUGUAUCACUGUAAAUACUGUUAUGGAAAUAUGGAAAUUGUAAUCAGAAAUUGAUAAAUAUGAUUUUUGUUAUCAAUAAUUAAAAUUGUUUCUGAAAAUGU
This is a messenger RNA of Salmo salar (Atlantic salmon), 5343 nucleotides long. RefSeq names its product mucin 3A, cell surface associated (gene muc3a). NCBI's taxonomy places the organism in Eukaryota, Metazoa, Chordata, Actinopteri, Salmoniformes, Salmonidae. The record is from RefSeq and is a predicted model, not a curated record.